GACGCAGCUGCCGCUUAUUUCGCUUAGCUGCUAAGCGAUUUCCUUGGAGAAAUUCAGUUCAGCUCGGACGCUCAUCGCGGCCAUCCACACGUUUCGAUAGUUAAGGCUUUCAGAGAACUGGAGUGAUCAGAAAAGUGCCAGUAGCAAAGUAAACAAAAAUAAAUCGAACAUAUAACCUCGCAUUUGCGAGUUCUGCUUAGAAAGUUAUUGAAACAUGGUGGCUACCGAGGAACUUAAAACGACUGUUAGUCAGGAGGACGGGGACUCACGCAAUCCAGUGACCUAUGACCUCCUGCAAGAAAGCGAAUCGAGGACUUCUAAGACCCGGCAAUAUGUGGCGGCUUUGAUAAUUUGCUUGGGCGCGGUUGCCGCAGGAACUGCGUUAUCCUGGACGUCUCCUGUGCUUCCGCAGUUAUCUGUCGAAAACGGAACCAUAAAUCAAAGCAGUUUGAAUUCCAACUCGACUUCCACCAAGGAUGACAUUCGACUGACCGAAUCGCAAAAAACAUGGGUGGUGUCCAUGUUGCCCUUGGGCGCCCUUUUCGGAGCCCUGCCCUCCGGAUACAUUGCCGAUACCAUCGGGCGGCGAAAUACUGCCAUGGUGAUGGACAUACCCUUUAUCUUGGCAUGGAUCUCGAUCAGUUUCGCCAACUCCGUCGGCUGGCUCUACUUGGGAAGAUUUUUAAUCGGUAUCUCAACUGGCAGCUUCUGCGUGGUGGCUCCCAUGUACAUCUCGGAAAUCGCGGAGACCAGCAUUCGCGGCAGUCUGGGCACAUUGUUCCAGUUGCUCCUUACGAUCGGUAUCCUGUUCAUUUACGUGGUGGGAGCUUUGGUCUCGUGGAAAACCCUGAGCAUGCUCUGCCUAGCCAUACCCAUCCUGCUCCUCUUCGGCCUGUUUAUCGUGCCCGAAACUCCAGUAUAUCUACUUAAGAGGGGCAAGCGCUCCGAGGCGAAUCGCGCACUAAAAUGGCUGUGGGGAGAUUACUGCAACACCAGUAGCGCCAUCCAGGCUUUCCAAAACGACUUGGAUCAGACUGGAGCGGAUGCCUCCGUAAAGGACUUGUUCAGCAACCGAGCCUCGCGGAAUGGAAUGGUGAUCUCCGUGCUGCUGAUGGUAUUCCAGCAGUUCUCCGGCAUCAACGCCGUGAUUUUCUUCAUGAACGAGAUCUUUAAGUCUAGCAGCACCCUGGAUCCUGACGUCUGCACCAUAGUGGUGGGUGUGGUGCAGGUGAUCAUGACCCUGGCCUCCUCCCUGCUGAUCGAAAAGGCCGGCCGCAAGAUCUUGCUGCUCCUCAGCAGCAUGAUUAUGACGGUCUGCCUGGCCAUGCUGGGGGCCUACAACACGAUCCAGAGGCACACGGAUGUGUCCCAGUCCAUUGGCUGGUUGCCCCUGCUCUGCAUUGUGGUGUUCAUGGUGAGCUUCUCGGUGGGCUACGGCCCCAUUCCCUGGAUGAUGAUGGGCGAACUCUUCAUGCCGGACGUAAAGGGCAUCGCCGUCUCCCUGAGUGUCAUGAUGAACUGGGUGUGCGUGCUCCUGGUCACAUGGGUCUUCAGUCUGCUCAAAUCAGUUGGUUCUGAUGUGCCGUUCUGGUUCUUCAGCGCCUGGAUGGCGGUAGCCACUGCCUACGUGGCCAUCGUCUUGCAGGAGACGAAGGGCAAGAGUGCCAGCCAAAUCCAGAGCUGGUUAAGCGGACGCUGAGGAUCGCAGGAGGACUCCAUCCCAUAGUUCAUUCUAGCUAAAUGCCGUUGAAUAAGCAGCCAAUGCCAAAGCUUUUUGCCACCUUUGCAAAGAUAUGUUCUAUAUUUCAUUUUUAAUUACAACGAUUUAGCAGCCAUUGAAUCAGGCACAACUGAACUAAAACCCAUCGAAAGCCAGUAUAUGUAAUUUGUCUUAAUGUUAUUACAAUUUGUUUCGGAGUUAAGGCUAAUAAUGCGCUAAAUGCAACUUAACUUAUUGAUGUUCCACAAUGUUCAGUUACGUAGUAUAGAUCAACUAGUUCCUAAGCACUCAUGGUCACGGCCAAAUAUCCAUAUAAGAUUCGAUUGGACUUCCACCCAGUUAUGUGUAAACGUACUUUGGGAUUGCACAGACAUAUACCUAUAUUCAUACUUCUGUGUGCUAGCUUUAACAUAUGUACAUAUAUUUGAUAAUAAAAAAUGUAAACUUUACAGGAACUGU
Messenger RNA from Drosophila erecta, 2179 nucleotides. Its product is annotated as facilitated trehalose transporter Tret1. Gene Ontology annotation, cellular component: membrane. The coding region runs from base 215 to 1699 and encodes 494 amino acids. Gene Ontology annotation, molecular function: sugar transmembrane transporter activity. NCBI's taxonomy places the organism in Eukaryota, Metazoa, Arthropoda, Insecta, Diptera, Drosophilidae. The record is from RefSeq and is a predicted model, not a curated record. The transcript is spliced from 6 exons. Gene Ontology annotation, biological process: carbohydrate transport; transmembrane transport.